GUGCGAUUGCUGUUUGACCUAAAGGGGAUAGGAACAUAGGAACAGAGUAACACACGAGCAACGAUUCAAGAAAACGAAAGUGUCAUCUAAGUCAUUUUUAUUUUUGUCAACAUGUCAACGUCUGAGGCACGAUGUCUGAGGUUAUGUAAGUAAUAAUUAACGUCAAUUCUCCAAUUUCACAAUUUUGCCAAAUUCGAUCAGAUUUCUCGAUUAGUUGAGAUAAAAGUCCAAAGUGUGAGUGUGUUGUGAAGCCAUUAGAUGCCAACUUUCUUCAUAUCAAUAAUUAUUAUAAAUAAUGCAGAUUCCAUUGAUGAAAAAAUGGAAGGAAAUAUAGAUUUCAGAAACAUCUAAUUAAUUCAUUAUGAAUGCAUAACAUCAGCUUACCAUAGCAGAAUUCAAAGUGAGAAGACCCAAAACCAUGGUAUACAAUAUUGACUGGAUUAUACCAAAACUGAGAAAACCUACAAUAUUAUGGAAACUCGCUAGUUCAUUCACAGUAGCAGCAGUGGGACUCUUUAGUAAAAUCUUAAUACAUUUGUUGAACAGAAGUAAAAUUCAUAAUGUAAGUGUUAUAACACAGUUGCUGGAAAAUAGGCCUAAACAUGUUCCUUUAUUGACAGUCUCCAAUCAUCACUCAUGUUUUGAUGACCCUGGAAUAUGGGGCACUUUGAAAUUGAAGCACGUCAUGAAUUCGCGGGUGAUGAGAUGGUCGUUAGCUGCCCAUGACAUUUGUUACACCUGCGCACUCCACGCCAAGUUCUUCAGUUUGGGUAAAUGCAUUCCAGUUGUGAGAGGGGCAGGUGUGUAUCAAGAUGCUGUCGAUUUUUGCAUAGAACAACUGGCCAAAGGUGGAUGGGUUCAUAUUUUUCCUGAAGGUAAAGUAAAUAUGACCAAAGAAGAUAUGAGACUGAAAUGGGGAGUAGGAAGAAUGGUAUACGAAGCACCUGUAACUCCCAUCAUUGUACCCAUAUGGCACAUAGGCAUGGAUGACGUCCUACCCAACACACCGCCCUAUGUGCUCAAGUUUGGGAAAAGUCUCACGUUCAACUACGGGCCGCCCCUGGACCUGUCUGAUAUGGUGAAGAACUUGAGGUCAGCGAAAACAACAGAGGAACAAGCUAGGAAACAAAUUACAGACUUCCUGCAAGAUACUCUUUUAAAAUUGAAAGAUCAAACGGAGGCAUUACAUAGGAAACAUUUUAAACACACUGUGAAGGAUGCUCAGAGUCUAAGCAUAUUCUGAGCCGAUUACGGGAAAAUCAAAAUAAAAGUGCUCAAAAAAACAAAUGGACCACACACAUUUUUUGGUUGAGAUGCGAUAACUUCUUUGGAAAUUGGCCGAUUUUCCUUCGGAAUGCAAUGUUCUGUUCGAGAAUCAUUGUUCAAUUUUAUCAAAGUUUUCCAGUACUGACGUACCAAAAACUGGUAGUGUUACAUAAUCCAAAAAGUUUAGGAGCUUCCAUAUUCCCCAGGAUUUUUUUCAUUCUUCUGCAGACCAUCUUCUUCAAUUCUUCAAGUCAAUAUUUCAAAAUGAUGUGAAAUAUAGAUGUUUUACAAUAUUGUUGUUUUAUGCAUUUCUGCGGAUUCACAAAAGUUCAGGCGAUAUUCAAAUCAUAUUUUCGACAACAACGAAAUAAGCGUCUUUCGAAUAAUGCAUGAGGUUUUAUGAAAUCGUCUGUUCAUAUUGAUGCUGCUACAAUUAUAACAAAGAUUUUUAUAAAAAUAAUUGUACGUUUAUUUUCAAUUUCAAUGCCAUGUAUCACGGAAACUAAGCUUCUAACGACAAAUAUUUAUAUGAACUUUUAUUCUUAAAAUAAGAUUUUUCUAUCGAUUGUCCGAGUUCUGCUGCUAUGAAGCUGAUCACUCUGUAUAUCAAGCUAGAAAUGUUUAUUCCUCUUGAAUUUCAUUAUUUAUGUAUUCAAAAGUAUUUCCUAUUUAGCUGACAAUGCUCAAAGAAGAGACGCUCAAUGUAAAUAGACAAAAAAUAUUAUAACCUAAAUUUCAAAGAACAAAAUAGUUAUUUAUUAUACAAGGGAAAAAAGUAGUAGAUUUUAGCUCCAGGUUGUGUUGUCUCCCUCCACUACGCAUCGGGAGACAAAAAUCCAUGAGAUACAAUCUAAUAUUUUUCGCGUGUAUGAUACACUAAUUUUUUUCUGUGACAGGAAAAACGACGAAUCAAUACUGAGAAGAUAUUAAAAUCAGCAAAUUAUUGACUUGAAUUAUGAAGUUUUUAACAGGAAUGACACCUGCGUUGCAGGUAUCUUUUUUAAGGUAUCUUCAUCAUUCGUUUGAAGUAAACAAAUAGCUGUCAGUGUAUCACGAAUUGUGAAUUUAAUGAUUAUUUAGUAACCACGAAGUCGAAUGGGUGAUAGAAGGAGUUCUUUCUCGGAGACGGUGUUAUUGGCUUAUUUUGCGGAACUAUAGCACAACAGAGGUACACACUCUUUUCCCGUGGGAAGAAAGUAAUUUUUGAAAAGUGACAGUUAAUAACCUGUCAACAGAGAUGAAAUUUCAAACUAUUUUCCCGUCACAGAAAAAACAAAUUAUAUACCUAUAAGUAUUCUUUAUACAUAUUACAUUUCAUCCAUUCAUGUUGUUCUUGCUGAUGGUCAGGUUGUUGUUGUAUGUACAAGAUAAGUAGGUAGUGAAAAAAGGGGAGGAAUCGAUUUUUGAACAAGUGAGAUAUUUCAGCUUAUUAGAACUAAGUACCUUUAAGCCUCUUGCAAUGUACCUAGUUUUGACAUCGACGUAAAUAGUAGGCCUUGAAGAUAUAUUUUGUGAACUCUUGAUCAUCAUCAAGUACAAAACUCAUCUCCCAAUAUUUCAAUUUCUCAAAUUUUUAAAUUGCACAUUUGUUCGCCCGGUACAGUGUAUCAUGAAGUUGGCAUCAUUUGGGAAAACAAUUCAAUUAUUUAUUUUGAAAUUCGACUUGGGCGUUGAGUUUUGCUUUGAAAAAGAUGAAAAAUUGCCAACUUGGUCGGGGUCACGUGCUUCCGCUUCAUGUCAAAUGUUACAUUUUUUCAAAUUGAUUGCUAACUUUAUGAAAGACACUGUAUAUCCACAGACAAUAAGUACUUAUUUCGAAUAUGCCUACACUGCUAAAUCAACUUUUACCUAUUCAAUGAUUUCUUCCCUCAUAUACCUGCAGGGUGAGUUGGGAGGAACAAACCAAACUAAGAGAAUUCAUUUGUUUCAAAGUUGAACUUCAAAACAAAAUGCUUUCCUUUGUAAACACAUAACAAAUAAGUAAUUCGUUCGGCAUUUUGUUAUGUCUUCUACUUUGAAAAGAAAAAUGAUAAUCUUACAACAUUUGAGGAUUUAUACUAAAUGAUUUUUAGGUGUUUGAAAUACAAUCCAAAGUUUCAGGCAUUUCUCAUGACUCACCCUGUAUAUAUACUGUUGAUUCGUACUAGUCAAUUUUGUAUUUGCCAUUACAUCUAGAUAUCUUCCAAUUUGUAUUCAAUACAUAUUACCAGGAAUGUUAUUCUUAUGGAUAAUAUAAGUGGUACUCCUAUA
Molecule: messenger RNA, 3516 nt
Organism: Phaedon cochleariae (mustard beetle)
Lineage: Eukaryota; Metazoa; Arthropoda; Insecta; Coleoptera; Chrysomelidae
Source: the annotation of a GenBank genome assembly